Molecule: messenger RNA, 2911 nt
Organism: Dreissena polymorpha
Lineage: Eukaryota; Metazoa; Mollusca; Bivalvia; Myida; Dreissenidae
Exons: 11
Coding region: 1-2136 (711 amino acids)
Biological process (GO): regulation of cell cycle
Cellular component (GO): nucleus; spindle microtubule; cytoplasm
Source: RefSeq, a predicted model, not a curated record
AUGAAAUGUCGUUUUAGGACAUCAUGGGAAUGGAAAUGCAAACAUAUCGGCGUCGAACAGAGGCGUUUGUUCAUCGAGUUCGUCUGCAACGAAAGCGAAAAACAAUUUCCAAUAAAAAUGUCUACUCAUCCGUUAUUUUUGAGGACCAGCUUGCCAGCUGCAUCGCCGAUGUUCAUAAUUUGUGUUUCGUUGUUCUUCUUCCAUAGCUAUUCUACUAACGAAUACAUCGGAUACGACAAACAUUCAAGAUGCUCGGUAAAUACAGCUCAUCGUGACUCAAAAGUACUCGCGAUUGUGUUUGAAGAGACCCUCAUGCCCCAUCUCGACGGUUUACCACUUAUGUUUCUUGAUAUAAAAUAUGACGAUAUUUUAUACCGUACUCAAACACGAGUAAACGGUCAUAUUCGGUGUCUAGCUGAUCAUCGCACGUGGAAGGUACUUUCGAAAACAUCGCGUCUUCAUUACCAUAACUGUGAAUCAAACAUGGUGAUCUCACUUUCCCAGAAAAUCCAAAGCGUCAAGAAUACCACAACCGAGUUACAAUACAUGUUCACAAGCUUGAAUUCACCCAGAAAGCUAAGUGCAGCGGCUUUGACGGCUUUGCGCCUGUUGCUUAUAUUAUCUGGAAUAGAACCAAAUCCUGGACCUUUCAACAAAGAGAAUGGAGAAGAAAGUCCAACUCCUGCAUAUCCCGUUGAAAACGAGGAACAAACUGCCAUAGCCGUUCAAGCUGUUGACGAUGCGGAUGGGUCCCAUUCAUUUGUUGCUACGUCGUCAGGCUUGAGUGAACUUCCUAUUCCAUGGAGCUACCAAUCCCAGACACAAAGUACUUCACUGGUGCAACAGCAUAGCGACAACAUCACUCCACUACAAAUACACGAGUCAAGUAUUGUUUCAAGGAUAGAACUAGACAUAUCAGAACGAUAUGGUCAGUCGGAAAUCCGGUGCAAUAGUUCAAGUCCUGAAGUAUCGAAUACACAUAGGUGGCGGGGCGAAGCAACGGCUUAUCCGACGGCAAAAUAUCUUCGCUAUGCAGCGGUCGAAGGUAGGACGUCAUCUUUUAGAAACUGGCCAAGGACACGACCAACAAUACCAGCUUUGUGUCAGAGUGGGUUUUUCUAUACAGGUAACGAUGACUUGGUUAGAUGUUUCUGCUGUGGUAUUGGUCUAAAAGACUUUUCCGACACUGACGAUCCUCUACAAGAACAUGUCCGUCACUCUAGGAACUGUGCUUACCUUUUAGUAUUGUUGGGAGGCCAAGACGGAAUAGAACGAUACCACCGAAGUUUGCCAACACAUGACCCCGAAGAGAUCAGACGCCAGCAGCGUCUUCGAUAUAACAGCCAACAAAGUGUUCCUGCGACUGGGUAUAGGGCUAGACACGAACGGCUUCGGUCACUGCAGUCUCGAUUGGAUACUUUCACUAACUGGCCGUCACAUGUGACCCAAAGACCUCAAGAGCUCGCUGAAGCUGGGCUGUAUUACACAGGUAACGACGACCAUUGCCGAUGCUUUGCGUGUGACGGUGGAUUGAGGAAAUGGGAACACGGAGACGAUCCCUGGAUAGAACACUGUCGAUGGUUUCCUGCUUGUCCUUAUGCACGCGAAGUAAAAGGGCGCGAUUUCAUCGACCUUAUUCAGCUUUCAGCUGAUCAAGCUGCCGAAGAAAACGCAUCGGCGCCGCAACAAGAUAUGACUAACUCAUUGGCUGCCAUGUUAAUGGAGGAUCCUCUAGUUCAGAGAAUUGUUGAUCGACAUGACAGUAUGCUAAAAGAGAGCAUGGGAUUUUCUGAGGAAGAAAUCAAACAGGCAGUUCUCGAACUCGUUCAGCAAGGCAAUAAAACACCCAGCAUUGAAGAUAUUGUCACCCAAAUUGAAGUUAUUGCAGAGAGAAACGCAGUAUCUCGGGACUUUCAGAUUAUCCAGAAUGUUCAACAGACAGAAGAUGGAAUGAUGGAGGAAAAUAUCCGGCUAAAAGGAAUACUUAUGUGCUGCAUUUGCAGGACCAAUCACGUGAACAUUCUCUUCUUGCCAUGUACACACCUCAAAGUGUGUCUUGAGUGUUCGAGAAAUCUUCGUAGUUGUCCUCUUUGUAAGAGGGAAAUUAAAGACAAAAUCCGCACAUACAUGCUUUAAUUUUGAAAUAUGGGACUUUACUAAAAUCCGUUUGCCGUUGAUAUGUGUUUAUAAGACUCGAUUUAGCGAUAUUCGGAGAUUGUAGAAAAUUUAAAUAAAGGUAAAAUGUAAAACGUGCCAUGAACCAGCUUUGAAACACGGCUAAUUUGGGUGGAGAAACAAGUCAAUGUUUAUUUGUUAGCUCUCAAAGAAACAUAUAUUUACUUCCUUAAGGCGACACUAGGUCAGUGGUGUCUUGGGUUUACAAAACGCAGUGCCACCCUCAAGGAAGUAAAUAUUUACAUAAUAUUACCUUAUGCAUUGUGUGCAUUUUAUUUUUAACAUUGAUUAUUCUAUGAUUUUAUUGGUGGGAUUUUUAUGUUACGAUUCUUUGUUAUAACGUCAUUUGUAUCGUAGCAUGUAGACUGUUGAAACACAUGGUAAGGUAUUCAAGCUGCAACCAUAGCAAACGCUUUGAUUUGUAAAAAAGAGUAUAAUAUAUUCUGAGAUAUAUCAGUUUGUGUUAGGGGAAUGGUUUACAAACCGCCGAAUGUAAUCCACAUACAUGCUAUAUUUGCAUACCAAUGUUAUGAACACUGUACUGUGCUAAUGCAACUGAACCAUAUAAUAUGUAUUGCACAAUUUUACAGCCGUUAAUAUAUGAAUGUAUUUUAGUGAAUUAAGAAAGUCAUUUGUAUAUUCGCGAUUGUUUUCUUCUGUACAUAGUUCUGAUGUACAGGUUAUAAAAUGCAUUUAAUAAAUAAUCACAUUGAACGCUAGUUCGUGAUUGUGUUGA